Molecule: messenger RNA, 2047 nt
Organism: Amborella trichopoda
Lineage: Eukaryota; Viridiplantae; Streptophyta; Magnoliopsida; Amborellales; Amborellaceae
Product: S-adenosyl-L-methionine-dependent methyltransferases superfamily protein
Biological process (GO): RNA processing
Molecular function (GO): RNA methyltransferase activity
Source: RefSeq, a predicted model, not a curated record
UUGACGCCAUCUAAACUGAGAGAGAGGUCUGCUGAGAGGUGGGCAAUGGCUUUGACCUUCGCCUGCGUUCCUUCCUCUCCUUCUCUGCGCUCAAACCAAACCCUAACACCAAAUCGUGAUAAAACCCUAACCAUAACCUCAACGUCAUCCAAAGACUCUCUCAGUCUCACCAAGCAAGACCCAGGCCUUUCUCUAUCCACCGCUCUACAGUGCCAGCACUUUGAAAUGUGUUCAGGGUGCGCUCAUGAGUGGAGAUUGGACCAGCCCCACAUUAUCAAAGAGGCGAAUAAUUUCUUCAGUGGAAUUGGUGUUCCUGAUUUCAGCUUUGACAGUGGACUAUUGUGGGAAUGGAGAUGUCGAGCAAAACUUGCUGUUCGGGGAUCAUCAAACAAUCCUCUUAUUGGACUUUAUCAAGAGGGUACUCACUCUGUUGCGGAUAUUCCUUUUUGCCAAGCUCAUCAUCCCAGCAUCAAUGCUGCUGUCAACUUACUGAAACAAGGUAUUGCUGCAUUGAGUAUCCAGCCAUAUGAUGAAGAUAUGGGAACUGGUGAACUGAGAUAUGUGCAGAUGGCCGUGACUACAUAUAAUACAUCACUGCCAGUUGGAGAACGUUAUAGAAAUGGCAGAGUUCAGGUGGCUCUAGUUUGGAAUUCAAGAAGCGAGCAGUCUCCCGGUGUUGAGAAGUUGAAUGCUCUCUCAGAUUUUCUGUGGAGCAAUGGCGGAUGUAGUGCUGACUUUCAUCUUAUUCACUCUGUGUGGGCUAACUUUCAAACUUCUUCUAAUAAUAUAAUCUUUGGAAAUAGGUGGAGACAUUUGAUAGGAGAACGAGAUUUUUGGGAGCAUAUUGGAGGAAUUGAUAUCUCUUUGAUUCCAUCAAGCUUUGGUCAAGCAAAUACGAAGGCAUUUGAUUCUCUCCUCCAAAAGCUACAAAAAUAUAUUCCUUAUGGAGCUUCUGUUGUAGAUUUGUAUGCAGGCGCUGGCGUCAUUGGCCUAUCUUUAGCUGUCACUAGGAAAUGCAGGACUGUAAAGUGUGUAGAAGUUAACAAAGAGUCUAAAAUAUCUUUCGAGAAGUCCAUCGGGCGCUUACCCAAAUCUUUAGAUUGCAACAUCAGCUGGCACCACGCAGAUGUUUCAGUUGAGCCUCUCUACUGGCUUGAGAAUGCCGACGUUGUCGUGGUUGAUCCCCCACGGAAAGGGUUGCACCCAUCUCUUAUAGAAGCUCUUGGGAAACUGUCAAAAUUGGGAAAGAAAUCUGUUCGUAUGUCUGGAAGUUCUGAUUUAAAAGGAAAGGAAGAAAAAAGACCAUGGGUUCUGCGGGCAAGGGAAGCCUGUGUUGAAGUAGAAAGUGAGACAAAUUUGGACAAACAUCAAUCAUGGCCUCAAACACUCAUUUAUAUAAGCUGUGGUUGGGAAAACUUUAAGGAGGAUUGCCGGUCUUUGUUGUCCAACAAUACAUGGCGUUUGGAAAAAGCCCAUGCUUUCAACUUUUUCCCUGGCACCCAAAGUAUAGAAGUUCUAGCUGUUUUCAAGAGGGGAGGCCAAUUUAAGGGGCAGACAGGAACCAAGAAAAAGAAGAAAAGAAUGUCUAAGAUAACUCGAAAGGCAGUGGUAAACAUGCAUUGAGGUGGUUUCACCAAACAAUUGCAAGAGGAGAGAUGAUUUGAAGGAAACGUUCUCCUACUCUUUGCCCUAAGCAUAGCAUUGCUCCGUAGUUAUUUUAGGAGAGGCCACAAAAUUUUGCUCCGUAGUUUUUGGUCUGAAUCAUAUGUUUGAAACUUGGAUUGGUGGGGUGGAUUCGCUGCUUGAAAAAGUGGUCCAGAUGCGCGAAUCGGCUGUCUAGAUUGGUGUAUCUGGGGAUUCCGGCUGAUCCGGCCUUAAAAUUUAUUAACAAAUUGCUAAAAUUUCUUUAAAAUCUAGUUUUUUAGGUUAAAAAAAUAUGUAUUUUAUUAUGGGUUUUUUCAUAUUUUACUGGAAAUAUUGAAUCAGAUGAUGUUUAGCGCACUAAAAUAUUGGAAAGCAAUCCAAAAGGAUGGAGUAAAAAGACUAA